This is a messenger RNA of Cucurbitaria berberidis CBS 394.84, 1362 nucleotides long. RefSeq lists its product as uncharacterized. NCBI's taxonomy places the organism in Eukaryota, Fungi, Ascomycota, Dothideomycetes, Pleosporales, Cucurbitariaceae. The record is from RefSeq and is a predicted model, not a curated record. Bases 1 to 1362 code for a protein of 453 amino acids. The transcript has 6 exons.
AUGUCUUCGUUGAGAUAUCGGAGAAGGAUACUUUUAACGUCGGUCAAAGACAGCCGCAACAGAAACACAUUGCCCUUCUCGUUGAACACGAUUAAAGCUCUCCAAGAGCACUGGCAUCUAGCCGAUCUUUGUUUCUACAACCAAGGUCAAGAUUUGGGGGCUUGCGCGAUGACGUUCAGCCCUAUGGAAUGUGACUUCGGAGUCAAAGGUAUAUACGUCAUCAUUCCCAACUUGAACUUCUGCGAGUGCGCAAUGAUUCACGAUCCGGCUACUCGCAGUACCUGGGCCGUUGUCUUCAACCUUCCCACAUGGACCAUCGACACGCUACUUCAGUAUCUCGGCCACGCAAAAGACAUAGCUCACAUGCCAUUCCUCGUACCCAUCCUUCUCGCAAAUGCUGCAUCUGGUGGUCUCUGGGACCGCGAGUACGAAGCUUAUGGUCACUUCAACACUAUCCGCAUAGCGAUGAAGUGCGACAAGUAUGACCGCAGUGCGAUCAAAGUCGAUCCGCGUGAUCUCGCCGACAUGCCUCGAAAACUAACAGCUUCAGCGGAUAACGUGGCGACAGUCGUUUCCUUCGCUGCAAACUUGGAAAGAAUCAUGAAGUUUCUCGACUCGCAUUUCGACGAAUACCAUAAACAAGCUCCCCCAGCAGUCUCGCGUGAAGUUCGAGACCACCUCCACUGGCUACAGCAGCUUAUCGAGGACGUUACGGUAAAGAACGAAACCGUGAGAUCUGCCGGCCAAUCCGUCGUUCAAAUGGUGUACGCAGUCCUGCAACAGAGAGACAAUGAGAUCAAUCACCAGCACGGAGGCGACAUGCGUGUCAUCGCUAUUGUCACUCUCAUGUUCCUUCCGGGAACGUUCCUCUCUACAUGGUUCAGCGCCAGCUUCUGGAAUUUCAACCCAAAGGAAGGCGGUCCGGUAGCCUCAAAGUGGGGACUCUUCCACUUCGGCGUCUCAAUUGCCAUGACACUCGCCAUCUUCAUCGCCUGGCGCAACGACUCGCUCGCCCGCAGAAAGAAACGCAACAAACCCCGCAAAAGUAAAUCUAAAAACAGUAAAGCCUCGCGCUGGACCGGAAAAGUUAUUCGUAAACUCAAGCGCUCGCCAACAACGCAGGUUGAGGAAGGUGAUGUAGAAAGUGUAGAUGAUGACGAUGACGAUGGGGAUGAGACGGAUGGGAGGGAGAAGGGUCCGAGUCCGUGGGAUAGUUUGAGGCAAAAGAUUGUUCCGUUGGCGCAGAGACGGAAGCAUAGUACGGCUGGGGGAGGGGAGAUUGUAAAGAUGGUAAGGAAGACGGCGCCGAGAAAGGAUAACAUGACGAUCGCAGAGGAGAAUGUUAAGCCGACGCCUCCGUAG